AUGCCCAUUCAACCAAUACCCAUCCAAUUCCUCGGGCGACAUAGUCUUCGCUCCCGAGAUCCAACCCCGACAUUCACCCGCACCACAGGUACACUGGAACGGCUGAUCCAUCUCCCACUCCGUACUGGGAUAAAAGAAAGUCAACGCAUCCCCAGCCUUGAGUGGCUUGUCGUCCACGACGCGCACCUCCAUGCGGGCCAUGUCGAAGACGAGCGAGGGCGCGCACGAGUGGUUGCAAUACACCAGGUCGGAAUUGAGUUCGAUGUGGGUGUCCCGCCCCGUUUGGACGCUGGUGUAGGCCUUUGUGCCCGGGGUGGUGCCGGUGAUCGGGGCGAAGAUGGCGCCCGCGGGGAGAUCGAUGAGCGAGUAGGCGCCGCUGCCGAAGGCUUUGGGGCUGCGGUUUACGCGUAG
Penicillium subrubescens is the source of this 411-nucleotide messenger RNA. RefSeq lists its product as uncharacterized. The coding region runs from base 1 to 411 and encodes 136 amino acids. Lineage: Eukaryota; Fungi; Ascomycota; Eurotiomycetes; Eurotiales; Aspergillaceae. The transcript has a single exon. The record is from RefSeq and is a predicted model, not a curated record.